Molecule: messenger RNA, 614 nt
Organism: Prosopis cineraria
Lineage: Eukaryota; Viridiplantae; Streptophyta; Magnoliopsida; Fabales; Fabaceae
Exons: 1
Coding region: 18-557 (179 amino acids)
Source: RefSeq, a predicted model, not a curated record
CAUACCAAGAUAAUAACAUGACAAGUCCUUCAAGCUGUUCAUCUUCUUCCUCCAUCUCGAUUUGCCCUGAGAAAUUAGUGAAGAGGGAAUUGUCUAAUAUGUCCAUUGAAGCUUAUCAUGUAGGAAAAGCUGCUUCUGUUCCCUUUGAAUGGGAAUCUGAACCAGGCACUCCUAAGUUCAAAUUAUCUAGAGAUGCUUCUGAUCUUCCUCCUCUCACUCCACCUCCUUCUUACUUAUACAACAAGACUUCCAAAUCAAAGAAAAGCAUGCCCAUGAAAAGUAGUUCCUCUUUUAAACCUUCCCUUCUGCAAACUAUAUUCGUUAACCGCGCCACAAGAAAACAGUCUCCUAAUAUUCCUUCAUCUUCAUCUUCAUCCACUUCUUCAUCAUCAUCAUUCUCGUCACCGGCGUAUUUUUCAGUGCCAUCUUCUCCUAUGAUAUACUCACAGAAGAAUGAAGAAGAAGAACUGUACGAUGCGGAUGUUCGCAACAGUGCUAGGUGGGGCAGAGGGUGCUAUUUCAUGAUUAAGAAGGUGCUGCCCAGAGAUUUUCAGUGAUAUAUGGGUGUGCCCAAAAAUGUAAUUUUUGUUCUCUGUCUUUAUAUAAAGUUUCAG